Nothoprocta perdicaria is the source of this 2738-nucleotide messenger RNA. RefSeq names its product alkylglycerol monooxygenase (gene AGMO). Gene Ontology annotation, molecular function: oxidoreductase activity; iron ion binding. Gene Ontology annotation, cellular component: endoplasmic reticulum. The transcript has 13 exons. Lineage: Eukaryota; Metazoa; Chordata; Aves; Tinamiformes; Tinamidae. The record is from RefSeq and is a predicted model, not a curated record. The coding region runs from base 1 to 1320 and encodes 439 amino acids. Gene Ontology annotation, biological process: lipid biosynthetic process.
AUGGCGAGCAGCACGCUGCAGCUGCGCGCGCUUCUCUACGCGGUGCUGCCGAGCGAGAGCCGCUUCCGCUCGCUGCAUGAGGUGCCCAACUACGUGGAGAAGAGUAUUCCAUUCUUUAUUGGUUUUAUAGCACUGGAGUUUGCUGUCAGUUGGGUUCAGAGGCGGAAACUGGCAGGUCGGAUCAAUGAUGGAAUAAGUUCUCUGUCUUUAGGGAUCCUAUCUCGACUGCCAGAUGUUUUAUUCAGAAGCAUUGACAUAAUUAGUUAUGUCUAUGUAUGGGAUAACUACAGACUCUUUGAACUGCCCUGGCAUUCGCCGUGGACAUGGUAUUUGACUUUCCUGGGGGUAGACUUUGCAUACUACUGGUUUCAUCGCAUAAGCCAUGAGGUUAAUUUACUGUGGGCAGCGCACCAAAUACACCACAGUUCUGAAGAUUACAACUUAUUCACAGCCUUGCGACAGUCUCUACUGCAGAGAUAUACCUCCUGGAUAUUCAACUUGCCCAUGGCCCUUUUUAUCCCUCCUUCAGUGUUUGCUGUUCAUCUACAGUUUAAUCUUCUUUACCAGUUUUGGAUACAUACAGAGGUUAUCACCAACCUUGGGCCUCUGGAGCUCAUUCUUAAUACUCCAAGUCAUCACCGAGUCCAUCAUGGAAGAAAUCCUUAUUGCAUUGACAAAAAUUAUGGUGGCACACUUAUUAUUUGGGACAGGAUAUUUGGAACAUUUGAGGCAGAAGAUGCUAAAGUUGUCUAUGGGUUAACGCAUCCAGUAAAUUCAUUUGAGCCGAUCCUGCUUCAGUUACGUCCCCUGGCUCAUAUUUGGAACAUGUUUUGGGCCACACCUGGAUUCUGCAAUAAGCUUUCUGUCUUAUUCAAAGGGCCAGGCUGGGGACCAGGCAAACCUAGACUUGGCCUUCCUGAGGAAAUCCCAGUGAUUACUGGAAAAGAAGUUCCAUACAAUCCAAGUGUUCCUGCAUAUCUUAAUUGCUAUGCAGUUGUACAUUUUACUAUAAUAAUGGACUUGUAUAUUGACCUGCUUGCUACAGUGAGUAUGUUAUCACAGGGAACUGUUCUCCUGAGAAUUGGAGUUAUGAUUCUGUCCCUGACUUCUUUUGGAUUACUUAUGGAGAACAGGCCUAAGGCUGGAAUGUUGGAAUUCAUUCGCUGCUCGAUCUUCUUAUGUAUAUACAAACUUGGGUACUUAAGGAGCAAUCUUUCUUUCUUGGACUAUUCAUAUGAGGUUUUGUUUUCCCUCUGCGCUGCAUUCUGGGUAUUACGAUCUCUGAAGCGGAGCACUUCAUGUGCUGAUAAACACAACUGAGAGAGCAGAUCUCACCUCACUAAUUAUGGAAAGAGCCCUUUGGAAUACUCUUCAAAGUUCCUUGCAAUUAAUCAACUAUGUCUCUAACUGAAUUGCAAUCAUUUCACAUAUGAUAGGAGGGGGCUGUGAUUUUGUAUGAAGGUUUGAGAGAUUUAUUAGAAUAGGCAUGUAUUUUGAUUUGAUUUUUAAAAAUAUUUAAUUUCCCAUCUCAUUAAAGAAAAGGUUCUUGUAAUUCUUUCCCCAUGCCCUCACAAUUUUCAUUUUUUUUUAAUUCAAGGGAUCACAAAAUCUUAGAAACCAUGUAAAAUGAUAGCGUUUUGCAGUCAUUUUAUUAGUAUUUAACCAUAUGUGAAAAAUAUUCUUCAUGAUAGAUAUAAUUUAAAUCAUAUUUGUUGCAGCCUGGUAUAAAACCCUAUCUAGAUUAAAUGUAAAAAUAUGGGAAUGUCAAUUUUUCCGUAAUGAUUGAAUUACAUUUGAAUAUCAGUGUCAUACUCAAUCGUGUGUUCAUAACAUACAGCUACAUAGGGAUGAAAAGCAACAAAAUGAUUAAAAACAGCAUGAUAAAAUAACUCCAACUAGUUUGAGUAGAAACAUCUUCAAUAAUUUUGACUGAUAUAUGUAUUGCAUAAUGUAGGCUUACAGUUUUGAUUGAACUAUUUCAAGGGUAUACCUGCUGUUGCCAACUUCAGAUACUGAUCGCGCCAGCACUUACACACAUAAGCAUCCCAUUCACUAAUGAUACUCACGUGACAAAAUAUUUGCAAGACUGGGCCCUUAAUUUCUAGUAAUUUCCUGCCGAGGUGAUCUCAGGGGAGAUGCACGUCUUGUCUUUCAGAAGCUGCUGGAAAGAUGGUUUCUAUUGAGAUAGGAAAAUUAAAUACAAAUGGUGAAGGGAGUCUCCAAACAGCAGGGCUGGCAAAAAUGCUGGAGCUAGGUUGUUUUUCUUUCCUCACGCUCUUCCAACUUUUACUUGGCUCCAAGAUAUUUAAAAGUGCUUAAAGUCAAGUAGCUCAAAAAUGUAGGCUGUCUUGCRUGCUCCAAACUAUUAAUAAUACCUGGAUUAAAAUAUAAGACUCUUUUUUUUUUUUUCCAUUUUCCUUUAAGAUAUUCAUGACAAGCUAACAGAGAUCUCAGAUGUAGACAGAUAGCUUACUUUUAAUUAAGUUGUAUUUUCGUUCUUUUGCUGUAACAGGUGCCAAUAUCUACAUAAUUGAAUGUUUCCAGUAAAUCAUCAGAAAGACCAUGUAGUUAUAUAAAUAAAAUCAACCUAGUUUCCAGUGAUAGUAUCARUCUUAUUUUACAUAGAUUCUUUCUUUAAAAUCCACAUUUUAAUUUACCCCAUUUGCGGAUCAAAUGACCUGUGCCUAUCACUUUGGAUUAUACUCGAACUAAAAAUAUUUAACUGAAAAAGCAGGCUU